AUGAUCGCCAGGGAGAAUCCAACUUCAGGCAACACCAUGAAUGACUAUAGGCCACAGAGGCAUAUGCCCUUCAGAGGCCAGCAAGUUCUUUAUAGGUGGAUCACCUUAUUUCAACUAACUGCCCUGGUGCUGUCUUACAACUUUAGUGGCUGCAACCAUCACCAGAUUAAAAAGGAUUAUAAAUUUGUCAUAUUUGCCAGUCUGAACAAGAUAAACACUACUGGCCUUGAUGGGAUUAGUUCCUGCUCCAACACGGUCACUUGCCUGACGGUUAUAGAUCGGACCAGUCCCAAGGUGAAGAACUGUUCCUCGGAAGAGUUAAUGAAUCAGAUCCUCUCCACCCUGAGCAAGCACUGCCCAGACUACUCCGGAUGGCAGACACAACCAGACAACCAGAACAUUCAGAGCAGAAGGAAAAGAAGCAAAAGAAUAAGAAAUGAUAAAGAUAAGAAAAAUGAAUCAUGUUUUCAAAUACUUGCAAACUUAAAAAAAACCUGGCAGCAUUACAGUCGGAUACAGCCAAAAUGACGAGAAGAAUGAUGGUCUGUUAAUGCCUAUAGAUUCUGGAAAA
Tachyglossus aculeatus (Australian echidna) is the source of this 571-nucleotide messenger RNA. RefSeq names its product thymic stromal lymphopoietin (gene TSLP). The transcript is spliced from 5 exons. Gene Ontology annotation, molecular function: cytokine activity. The record is from RefSeq and is a predicted model, not a curated record. NCBI's taxonomy places the organism in Eukaryota, Metazoa, Chordata, Mammalia, Monotremata, Tachyglossidae. Bases 1 to 528 code for a protein of 175 amino acids.